CGGCGACAACACGCUGGCUGGUCCAGCAGAAGAAAGUAUUUAAAAAAGUGACUUUUCGAUCGUGGUCAACAACAAUGGAGGGAGCCGCGCCGCAGCAUAAGCGCUACAUCUGCUCUUUCACGGAGUGCCUGGCAGCUUACAACAAGCAGUGGAAGCUGGACGCCCACAUGUGCUCGCACACGGGGAUCAAGCCACACGCGUGUCCGCAAGACGGCUGCGCCAAGUCCUUUACCAGCUCAUAUCACCUGGCCCGCCACCAGCUCACUCACAGCGGCCUGCGCCCCUUCCCGUGCGAGGUGACCGGCUGCGGGGAGGCCUUCACCACCAAUGCCAACCGCGUGCGCCACGUCAGUCGCGUCCACGCGGAAGGAGAGACGAAGCGCUAUGUUUGCACGGUAGACGUUUGCGACGCCGUCUUCAAGAAGCACCAGCAGCUCAAGGCGCACAUGAGUGAGAGCCACACGCACGUUCCCGCCUACGCGUGCACGCACGAGGGCUGCGAUAAGCGCUUCAGCUUUCCAAGCCGUCUCAAGCGACACCUCAAGGUGCACCAAGGCUACCCCUGCAACCUCUCAGGCUGCACCUUCACGGGCUCUACAUGGACCGAAUACGUGAAGCACCGCAAGGAGCAACAUCGACGCCAAGCGAUGUGCCCAGAGUGUGGCAAGUCUUUCAAGGACAACUGGUUCCUGGAGCAACACCGGCGCGUACACGCCGACACACGGAAGGUGUAUCGGUGUCCGCGCGACACGUGUGACCGCUCAUUCACCACCACCUUCAACCUGCAAAGCCACCUGCGCACAUUCCAUGACGAGCGGCGGCCCUUCUCCUGCGACCACCCUGGUUGUGAGCGGACCUUUGCCAUGAAGCAGAGCCUACAGCGGCACAGUGUUGUUCACGACCCGCAGCGGAAGAAGAUGACGCGGCCCAAGAGGUCACUGGCAUCCCGGUUGAGCGGAUGCAGUGACAAGAUGGCAAAAUCGAGGGUGCCCGAGACCCAGAAGCCUCCCGGUCCGGUGGAGCUUGUCCAUCUCCUGCAAGACACAGCCCUGCUCGGUGGAACUCCUCAGGAACUGUAAGCGCUGAUAUCACUGUCUACAUUGUAGACGAGAAGUGUUUCUCAUAUAUUUUCUCUUACUCCAACACAGGAAGAGGAACAUUUUCUUUCUCUGUAUAGAGAGGUCCUUAAUGCAGGGGUUGGGAACCUAUGGCUCUCGAGCCAGAUCUGGCUCUUUGACGGCUGCAUCUGGCUCGCAGACAAAUCUUUAAUUAUUAAAAAAAAUUUCGUCAUACUCCUUUGUGCAUUGCGUGAAACUGCAACGGUCAUACGCUGGUGUUGUGCAGUAAUGAGCAGACAUGACUUUAGCGGCGUAUGUUAACUUUUUUUAAUGCUCCGACAACACUCGCGAACUUCACACUAGAUAUUAUCAAAUAGCAACCUAGGUGUGCUACAUUAUAUACCCCCAAGUCCCAUGCCAUUGGCUGCAUGAGCCCGGGGUGAUCAUGGAACACGUAGUCCAUACACUAAAAGACGAGGAGUAUCAUACUUUUCAGCAGGACAUAAAUGCGGCACAGUUUUUUUUCUCUCGCUUUGGAUGAGUCGACAGAUGUAAGCUAUUUAUUCCAGUUCAGCGUGAUUGCAAGGUUUUGACUAUGAAAGGGACAAGAGGGGAGGAUUUAUUCAAGUCCUUUAUGAAGUCCGCUAAAGGAAAAAAAUCUACCGAUGGAUAAACUUAUUUCGGUUGACCAGUAACUUAUGGUAAGAAAUACUCAUCAUUGAUUAGCAACAACAUAACAAUGUUAUUAAAAAUAAUUCAGAGUUAUUGUACUUUAAAAUUGUUGAAAUUACAUAAAAUACACACAUUAGUUAUAUUUUUAUUUUUUAACAUAUUGUAUGGCUCUCACAGAAUUACAUUUAAAAAUAUGUGGUGUUCACUUGUGGCUCUCAGCCAAAAAGGUUCCCGACCCCUGCCUUAUUGUAUUGUUGAUUACUUUGGAGUUAUAUGAGAAAAAAAACUAUUUUCCUAAUUAAAAUAAUGGAAAAACUUAAUGAGUGCCUUCAUUCACAUUUGUCACAUUUUCAUGAUAUGGGCUAUACACUGUCUUUGUGGAAAUUAAAGCAGACCGAUCAGCUGGGACAAAAAGUUCCAGGAGCAAUAGCUUAGUUUUCAAAUAUCUUGUCAUAUUUGUCUCUUAUUUGACAAAAUUAUCCCCCUUGUUAAUGUUCAUAAAACUCAUAGUAAUCAAAUUUACAAGCAUUUUCAUUUGGCUAAUGUACUGGACUGUCUCAGAAAAUUAGAAUACACAAUAUUCUAAUUUUU
Corythoichthys intestinalis (scribbled pipefish) is the source of this 2321-nucleotide messenger RNA. RefSeq names its product transcription factor IIIA-like. NCBI's taxonomy places the organism in Eukaryota, Metazoa, Chordata, Actinopteri, Syngnathiformes, Syngnathidae. The transcript has 2 exons. The coding region runs from base 75 to 1079 and encodes 334 amino acids. Gene Ontology annotation, cellular component: nucleus. The record is from RefSeq and is a predicted model, not a curated record.